CUAGCUUUUGAGAAACCUCCACGAAGGCUUGCAGAGGUCGCAGGCCGGAUGUAUAAAUUGCAGAGCCCGGCCGGCACGCCAAAAAUAUUAUCCAGACAGACAGGCACAUCAACGGACAGACACACACAAGCAAGGCGGCUAGCGGUGCAAGUAGUGCGAAGCUAGCUAGGUGCUGGUGCAUGCAAUGGCGGCUUCGCUGGGUCUGAACCCUGAAGCUGUCUUCACUUCCUACACCUCCUCGCCGCCGUUCAUGUCGGACUACGUGGCGGCGAGCUUCCUGCCGCCGGCCGUCGUCGACUCCACGGACUUCUCUGCAGAGCUCGAUGAUCUUCACCACCACUUGGAUUACUCAUCGCCGGCGCCGACCUUGGCCGGGGCUCGGAGCGAUCGCAGCGAGAAGCAGAUGAUGUAUGUACUACCUAUGCACAGCAAAUUUUACCAAAUUAAUUGUUACGGUGUAGCUAGUUAUUAUUGGUUGCUGUUCCUGUUGCUUACUGUAGUUUAUUGCUACGGCGAUUUCAUUUCAUCCAUCAGCAGGUGGUGUGAGGGUGGUGGUGGCGAGAAGAGACUCGGUAGGAUCGGGUUCAGAACGAGAUCAGAGGUGGAGAUCUUGGACGAUGGAUUCAAAUGGAGGAAGUAUGGCAAGAAGGCUGUCAAGAGUAGCCCAAAUCCAAGGAACUACUACCGCUGCUCGUCGGAGGGCUGCGGCGUGAAGAAGCGGGUGGAGAGGGACCGCGACGACCCCCGCUACGUCAUCACCACCUACGACGGCGUCCACAACCACGCAAGCCCCGCAGCCGCCGCCAUCAUCCAGUACGGCGGCGGCGGCGGAUUCUAUAGCCCGCCGCACAGCGGCUCGCCGUCGGCCGCCUCCUACUCGGGCUCCUUCGUCCUCUGACUUCUCCGGGCCUUGACCCAGAGUGAUCUGAUCUACCUGCUUUAUCCCAGUCGUAGGAUGAGAAGAGUGUUCAGACUUCAGAGACAUCAGUUCAGCGGCCGGCUAAAUUCGGACCUGAUUGUAGAUAUUUACACCUCAAUUAUUGGUUACCUCUUGUGACGACUGACGAGGCAUCAUAAUCGUCACUAGGAUAAUUGAUCACGCAUGUUUUUCGCUUAAUUAGUUUCUGUGUAUACAUACGAAGUUUGCCGUAUAGCUGAUAGGCUGCUGAUUUAACUUGACUUCUCUUUGUUCGGUAUUAGACCCCAAGAUCAACAUUUACGCUGAACAGAUGCUUUGUAACAGUGAAGGAAUAUUUUAUGGUUUUUUCAGAUAUAUGCCAUUAUGAAAAUAAGUAUUAUAAAGAUGUCAUCAUAAUUCGUGAUA
Messenger RNA from Zea mays, 1324 nucleotides. Its product is annotated as putative WRKY transcription factor 50. The coding region runs from base 185 to 898 and encodes 237 amino acids. The record is from RefSeq and is a predicted model, not a curated record. Lineage: Eukaryota; Viridiplantae; Streptophyta; Magnoliopsida; Poales; Poaceae. The transcript has 2 exons. Gene Ontology annotation, molecular function: sequence-specific DNA binding; DNA-binding transcription factor activity. Gene Ontology annotation, biological process: regulation of DNA-templated transcription.